Messenger RNA from Paramecium sonneborni, 1708 nucleotides. Lineage: Eukaryota; Ciliophora; Oligohymenophorea; Peniculida; Parameciidae. The record is from the annotation of a GenBank genome assembly.
AUGAAAUUAUUGUUGUACUUUUAAUUUCUUUUUUUCAUUGCUUUUACUAUAAUGCCAAUGCCUAAACAAUUUGAAAAGGGAGAAAAGACAGUUAAAAUUUUAUAAAAAUGCGCAAUAAAGUUUUUAUCUGAAUAGAAUUUUCCUGAUCAUGUUUUAUAAUUAUUGCGUCAUUAUCAUGAAUUAAUGACAUUAGAUUCAGAAUGUAAAUUUGAAGAGUCACUUUAGAAGAAAAAUCUAAAUUUGGAAGGAUCAUUAAAAUUUAAUAUCAAUUUAGAAAGUGAUGAACAAAUAUAUUGGGUUAAUGAAACAAAACAAGAAGCUUAUAGAUUAGAGAUUGAUGAAAAUUUAAACAUAAAUAUAAAUGCUCCAAAUCAUUGGGCUUUGGCAAGGGCUAUCGAUACAGUAAAUUAACUUACAGAAAAUAAUGAAGUUGUUAAUGUAAUAGAAAUAUAAUAUAAAAAAGCUACCCUUAACAAUUUAUGAUGAACCUGCUUAUGUAUAUAGAGGUGUUAUGGUAGAUACUGCUAGACACUUUUUACCACUGAAAACUUUAGAAAGAACUAUUGAUGCAUUAGUAAUAAAUAAAUUAAAUGUUUUGCAUUGGCAUAUAACAGAUGAUGAAAGCUUUCCACUUUUAUUGACAAAUUAUAGUUAGAUAACUAAUACAUCAAAAUUUUGGGAUAGUGCUUAUUUUACUAAAUAAGAUGUAUCAUAUAUAAUUGAGUAUGCUUCAAUAAGAGGAGUUUAGAUAAUUCCUGAAAUAGACUCUCCUGCACAUGCUUAAUCUUGGGGAAGAUCUCCAGAAUUAGCAGAAAUGAUUAUAACUUGUGGUAGCACUAUUAAAUAAUAUGGAUAAUUUGAUCCUACUAUGGAUUUAACAUAUGAAGUAUUAAAGUCAGUGAUGCAAGAUUUAAAUGAUAUGUUUGCUAAAGUAUAAUUUAUUCAUUUUGGUGGAGAUGAAGCUAGUAAUUCUUGUUUUGAUUAAAGGCCAUCAAUAAAGCAAUUUAUGACAGAACAUGGAAUUGCAACCUAUUUUGAUCUUUAGGUUUAUUAUAGAUAAAGAUAAAAAGAUAUUUGGAAAAAUUAUGUUAAAUCUUCAAAAAGAGUUGCUUAUUGGUACAAUAAAAAUGAUCUAUUACCAGCUGAAGAUGAUGAUAUCAUUCAUUGGUGGGGAUUAACAUCAUAAUUAAUUGAUGUAAAAAAUAGAAAAAAUGAUUUUAUUUUAAGUGAUUCUCAACCCUUAUAUUUGAAUGCAGGAGUUGGAAAUGCAUUUGGUGAUUCAUAUAAUUCUUAUUAAACAUGGAAAGAUUUUUAUAAAUGGUCACCUUAACCACCAGAUGGAUUUUAAGGAAAUAUUUUAGGAGGAGAAGCUCCUCUAUGGGGAGAAACUAAUAAUCAAAACACUCAUUUCUAGAAUAUGUUUUUAAGAUCUUCAAUUUUAGGUGAUACGUAAAUAAUUUAUAAUUAUAUUAGAUUAUGGAAUCCUAAUUCUAAAUAAAAUGAAUAAUUUUGGGAAUUUACUUAGAGAUUAAGCGAAAUGGAAGAUAGAAUGAAUAAAUAUGGAUUUCCUGUUUCUCCAUUUACUCAUGAUUAUUGUAAAAGACACACUAAACUAUGUUUCCCAACUUUAUAUGCAGAUCAAGAAGAUCAUAAUAUUAUUAAUUAAAAACCAAUUGAAUGAAAUGUUAUUUAUAAAGGUUAAUGAAUG